This is a messenger RNA of Daphnia pulicaria, 1666 nucleotides long. RefSeq names its product sodium/potassium-transporting ATPase subunit beta-like. Gene Ontology annotation, molecular function: ATPase activator activity. The transcript is spliced from 7 exons. Gene Ontology annotation, biological process: potassium ion import across plasma membrane; intracellular sodium ion homeostasis; sodium ion export across plasma membrane. Gene Ontology annotation, cellular component: sodium:potassium-exchanging ATPase complex. Bases 197 to 1147 code for a protein of 316 amino acids. NCBI's taxonomy places the organism in Eukaryota, Metazoa, Arthropoda, Branchiopoda, Diplostraca, Daphniidae. The record is from RefSeq and is a predicted model, not a curated record.
AAAACCCCAACGGGCACAAGUAAAGGCGCCCUCAAGCGUCAUAUUUUAUUUUCCCCGCUUAUACACGACACGGGUCCUCUCUCUUCUCCUUCUUUCCCCACUCUCCAGCGAGACGGUGGCGCAGUCAGUUGGGAGCAGGUUGUUUUCGUCGUUUCGGCCCUAAUACAAAUUUCCCAGCCAAAAAAGAGAAACAGCCAUGACUGAGAAGAAAAGUGAAGACUACUUCGCCGUCGCUCCACCCAAACGCUCGGGCUGGGCGAACUUUAAGAUCUUUCUCUGGAAUGGAGAGACGAGCGAAUUCCUUGGUCGCAGCGCCAGCAGCUGGGCCAAAAUUUUCUUGUUCUACGUCGUCCUCUACGCUUUCCUGGCCGCUUUCUUUGCCGCUAUGCUCAUGGUUUUCUUCCAGACAUUAGAUCUUUACCAACCAAGGUGGCAAAACGCCAACGGACUUAUCGGCACCAACCCAGGGCUCGGAUUCAGACCCAUGCCCACUUCAUCUAACGUGGAAAGCACAUUGAUCCACUUCAAACAUGGAACAGCUGGAAAUUGGAAACACUGGACUUCCGAGUUGGAGAAAUUCCUUUAUCCGUACGACACUGUGGCCAGCAGCGGCGAGUACUUCACCAGCUGCAGCUUCGACAAGUGGCCUGCCGAGGGAAAGGUUUGCAACUUUGACAUCAAACUGUUGGGCACUCAAUGCACCAAGGAAGAGAACUUUGGUUAUGAACGCGGUCGUCCAUGCAUUGUCCUCAAGCUCAAUCGUAUCUUUGGCUGGAUUCCUGAGCCAUAUGACGAUCUCAACGAUUUGCCUGCCAAUAUGCCUACUGAGCUGAAAGAGUACAUCAAAACUAAAGCCACUGAAAACAAGGAACAGUUGAAAAUGAUUUGGGUCUCGUGUGACGGUGAGAACUCUGCUGAUCGAGAACAUAUUGGAAAUGUUACAUACACACCAUUCCGUGGAUUCCCAGCUUACUAUUUCCCAUACAAAAACGUUCCAGGCUAUCUUAGUCCUAUUGUUGCCCUUCAAUUCCAGAAGCCCGAAGCCGGCGUUCUUAUCAACAUCGAAUGCAAAGUCUGGGCCAAGAACAUCGUUCACGAUCGCCAGCGCCGUCUUGGAUCGGUUCACUUUGAGCUCUUGAUGGAUUAGAUUAUUCUGAUUUAUAUAUAGGAACAUAUUGAUAAGUGCAAAUUAGGAUUUUGCUAUGAAUCUCCCAUCAUUGCCACAUUAUUUUCACAUUCUCUAUUGGUGAACUAUUUUAACUGAUUAUGGUUGAAUUGGUUUGAUUGAAAGCAAAGGCAAGUAGAUAUUUGUAGCUGGUAAAACAAUUUAAUUUGGUGUUCAAACUGUAGCCAUCCACAUCCCUCCUUUGCCUCCUAUUUCGGCUAUAUUUACCCUUUGAUUCUUUUGUUUCAAAGGAAAAAAAUCUCUUUUGUAUAGUUAUUCCGAUUGUUAGAAAUUUGCAGACUUGCCACAAGAGAAAAAAAAAGAAAAAUAGUAUUUCAGGUCCCUUUUAAAACAUCAAUCAAGAAUCUCCUUUUGGGUCUGUAAUAUCAUGAAAUGACUGGAAGUGUCAGUAGUCUGCAGCUCUUUCUGUCUAAAACAAAAAUGUAUCAUUCCAAUUCCCUUGAUUCUGCAAUAAAUUAAACAGAUCCAUUCCUGGAAAAA